This is a messenger RNA of Solanum stenotomum, 732 nucleotides long. RefSeq names its product transcription factor TCP9-like. Gene Ontology annotation, cellular component: nucleus. Lineage: Eukaryota; Viridiplantae; Streptophyta; Magnoliopsida; Solanales; Solanaceae. The record is from RefSeq and is a predicted model, not a curated record. Bases 1 to 732 code for a protein of 243 amino acids. The transcript has a single exon. Gene Ontology annotation, molecular function: DNA-binding transcription factor activity; sequence-specific DNA binding.
AUGGUCAAUGUUGAUCAGAACAAACAAAAAGUUGACGGGACGAAGGUUUUAGGUGCUGAUCCGUUACUUGGCGAUUCUCAUGAAUCCGCCAUUGCAGCGGACUUAUCUCAGGUGGUGAAAAAACGAGCAAAGUACAAGCACACGAAAGUGGAUGGGCGUGGUACGAGAGUCCGUCUAUCACCGAUCUGUGCUGCUAGAAUCUUCCAAUUAAGGCAGGAAUUGGGACAUAAGUCUGAAGCUGAGACUCUAAAAUGGAUUCUGGAACAUGCUGAGCCAGCGAUCAUUGCUGCCACUGGAACUGGUACGAUUCCGACCAAUGCUAUACAAGUUAACGGAAUGUUUAAAAUACCAGCGACAACUAACGAGGGAGAAAGCUUCGUGAGGAAGAGGAAAAGGGCUUUUAAUAGCGAGUUUUAUGACGUGCAUGAGAAGUCAAAAUUUGCACCUGUUGCUCCCAUUGCCCCAAAAGGUGUUGUUCCUGUUUCGCCAGUGGGCAAUGGGUACUAUAUGCUGCCACCUGUUGUUGGGCCUCAUUUAUGGGCCAACCCAUUGAUCAAUGUCAAUGCUGUUGGUGCUGGUGAGCUUAAAUUGAGCAGCUCAUGUGUGUCAAAAAGUGCUGGGAAUGGAAACAAGUUAGGUGAUGGUGUUUCAGUCAUGGCUCCGAGUUCGAGUUCGACUUCUCCUCUUGCCACAACUACAACUACUAGGAGGUUUUCAAAAGAAACUCUUUGA